AUGUCAUUGGUAGUAUAAUACCAAUUUCCAAUUUGGUACCCUCUCACCUACUCAUUGUUGAGCGGUCUUCCGGGUUUUCUACCAAUUUUUAUCUAUUAAUUUAGGGAUCAGGAAAGCUCGAAGUGGUUGUGAUCGGCGACAGCCUAGCUCACGACGUGUUCCUUGGCCUGGCUUAUCAGUGGAAAGACACUUACAGCCGGAUAUCUUUGAUUUCGAACAAAGACGGAGCGCCAUUUCAGAACAGCUCAAGAAGUCUUUACCUAAAUGCUUUGCUAAAUUGGGACAGACCGAUUGAUGUGAUCGUUAUUCAGCACUCGUAAGUUUAUCGCAGUGUCUCGGGAAAAUGAGCACUCUGUCGCAUCAAAAAUUGCAUCGCCGCCGAAAAAAUGAAUUGAGUCUCGGCAAAAUCAAAUUGCCUGUCACUUCACUGUGUAGCGAAAUUGUGCUCAUUAUUUUCCUGACAGACUGGUAGUACAGCAACUGACCGCUAUUUAUUUAGUUUUAACCUGCUGAGCGAUGAAUACGUAUCGAACAUGGCGAACGAUAUGACAUCGUUUUAUUCGGCGCUUCGUGACAUCGCAUCAAAAGCAAUUUUGCUGGGGUAUCCGGAAAAGAGGUCUGACCGCUCAGAGAUUUCAAAAGUCUUCAACGAGGAUCUUCCUUAUCCAACUUUAAAUUUUCCUCGAGUUGUAAGCCAAGUUUCAUCGCCUUUGCAAAGCUUCUUUUAGGACCAUUCCAAAAGAAAUUUGAGAAUUCAACGGAUGAUAGCGCGCCCGGAUUGCCCAAAAUGCAUCCGCGUUGAUUUUACAAAGGCCUUUUGCACUCACAUCGACGACGAAUGCUUCUCAAUGCUGCCAAAUGGCCUGACAAUAUUCCGCGACAGUUUGCACACAACUUUAAUUGGCUCGAUGUUGAUUUCGCGAGAAUUUAUUGACGCAUACUCUCAGAAAUUUGAGUGA
Messenger RNA from Bursaphelenchus xylophilus (pine wood nematode), 959 nucleotides. The record is from the annotation of a GenBank genome assembly. Lineage: Eukaryota; Metazoa; Nematoda; Chromadorea; Rhabditida; Aphelenchoididae.